CGUUGAAACUCACUGGCGAUCCAGCAGCGCAUAUUGAACGCAUAUUGACUGAAUUUUGCAAUUUUCGAAGAGUCACGGUUACCGAGAACAAUGAGUGGAAACGGAGACUAUUAAUUUAUGAAAGGAUGAAAGGAUUCUGAGAACGACGCGAGAUGGCAAUACCGUACGAAUGUUUGUUCUGCUGAUGGCGAAGUACCAGCAUAACAACAAACUGACAUGAAUUCUGCGAGCAAGGUUGGUGAAAUUUUCACCGCAGCCGGAGCAGCAUUUAACAAGUUGGGAGAAUUAACGAUGCAAUUACACCCUACAACCGACUCACCAGCAGGUAAAUGGACUGACGAGGAAAUUGAGAUGCUCCGUCACUCGGUAAAGACCUUCAGUGAAGACUUGAACAAAAUAAGUGAACACAUCAAGGGACGAACGGUCUCUCAGAUUCGGACAACGCUAAAGAAGAAAGCUUUUGAGGAAGCUGGCGUGCCGAUCAGACAACAAAUGCUUUCUCAACAGUCAACGCAACAAUCGGCAGUUCAACAAGCAUCGAAGCAACAAACAGGAAAUCAAGGAUUAAUGGGAAAAUCGUCUGAAGUCACGUUGAACAUGUUAAACGCGCCGGAAUCGGAAGUGGAUGUUGAGGGACUACCAGAGGAGUGUCAAGUAAAGCUCGAGUUCGAAGGUGCGACGGAAGAAGUAGCUUCUUAAUAAGCCGAGGUUGAUCUUUCCAUAUGCGAUCUUUUUUAUCUCGAUUUCUAAAUAUAAGAUAAUUUUCAUAUAAUAUAACGCGCUUAACGUUAAGUAACAAAUAUGUACCUUCAAUAAAUUAUGUUUGUCAAAUAGAUUUUUAAAAGU
Molecule: messenger RNA, 846 nt
Organism: Bombus pascuorum
Lineage: Eukaryota; Metazoa; Arthropoda; Insecta; Hymenoptera; Apidae
Product: chromatin complexes subunit BAP18
Exons: 5
Coding region: 217-699 (160 amino acids)
Cellular component (GO): NURF complex; MLL1 complex
Source: RefSeq, a predicted model, not a curated record